AUCGUUAAGCAGAAUGCCACUCUGUAUUUCCGUGUCUUUCGUGCGGACGGAACCUCUUUAGGGCAGCCACAUGCUUGCCAAAGAAUUCAAUCCCGAAUUCAAUCCCGAAUAUUAUUUAGCCCCUUAUUAUUUCCAUAACACCACAAAAGAAGAAGAAGAAGAAGACGAAGAAGAAGGGGGUGGGGGACUUCCUCGCCCUUGUUACUCCUAUGCCGUUCGCAUCGUAAGAUGCUCCGUGGAAGGGAGCCUAGCGGUGGGCAGCGGCUGCGAGUCCCCGAUACCGGGCGCCUCACAUUUCCGUGGCAUUCCCAUUUGCUAGUGCGCUGCCGCGGCCGCACGCCUGAUUGAUAUAUGACUGCAAUGGCACUUUUCCAUUUGACAUUCUCUCUCUCUCUCCCUCUCUCUCUGCCUCUCUCUCUCUCUCUCUCUCUCUCCCUGUGUCGCUUAAACAACAGUCCUAACUUUUGUGUGUUGCAAAUAUAAAAGGCAAGCCAUGUGACAGAGGGACAGAAGAACAAAAGCAUUUGGAAGUAACAGGACCUCUUUCUAGCUCUCAGAAAAGUCUGGGGAGAAAGGAGCCCUGCGUUUUCCCCCAAGCUGUGCAUCAGAUACAGUGAUGAUGGAUUGCGAGUGCAAACAGUAAGACGAAACUCCGGCAUACAAAGGACGAUGACAACCAGAAAGCUCCAACCAGAUCCUGCCCUUUCCUUGAAAGGAACUGGAGCCUAGGAGGUGAAGGCAUUUCCAAUUUUUAGUCCUUUGCCUCCCUCUGCUGUUCCUCUUGAGAAGUUUUCCCUUACAACAAUGAGAAAUCAUGUACUAGCUGCAUCCUUUUCUAUGCUCUCCCUGCUGGCGCUGAUGGGAGAUACAGACAGCAAAACAGACAGCUCAUUCAUGAUGGACUCCGAUCCUCGACGCUGCAUGAGGCACCACUAUGUCGAUUCUAUCAGUCACCCGUUGUACAAGUGUAGCUCCAAGAUGGUACUCCUGGCCCGGUGCGAGGGGCACUGCAGCCAGGCGUCACGCUCCGAGCCCUUGGUCUCCUUCAGCACUGUCCUCAAGCAGCCCUUCCGUUCCUCCUGUCACUGCUGCCGGCCCCAGACGUCCAAACUGAAGGCACUGAGGCUGCGCUGCUCUGGGGGCAUGAGACUCACGGCCACCUACCGGUACAUCCUCUCCUGUCACUGCGAGGAGUGCAGCUCCUGAGGCCUGCUGUUGAGUGGCUUCUGGAUGGGACAGUCCCUCCCCCUCGCUGAAACAGUUCAACCAGCCAGGGAAGGACUGGCAAGGGAAGAGUUAAGGCAAAAAAAAAAAAAUAUGUAGCAAUUCCCACGGGAUUCUGCGUAUUCUAGUAAUAAAGACUCUACAUGCUUGUUGACAGAGAUACUCUGGGAACUUGUUUUCCAUUCCCAUCUCCUUUCCCUGGUACAAUUUCUUUUGGUUCCUUUUCAGAUUCAGGCAAUUUCCCCCUUGGCGCUGAAUGCUGUUUGGGUUUCCAACAAUUCAGCAUUAGUGGGAAAAGUAGGCCCCCAUGCAAGAGUGGGUCAGGCUGUCACUGUUUGGCACAGAUUAGGGAAGCAUUUGCUUUGGAAAGCAGGAAAGCCCAAUUCUUUCUGGGACAUCCUCUGGCUUUUUUUUUCUUCUUCUUUUUUUUUUCUUUUAUCUUGUCAUUUGGUCUAAGGUUGCCAUUGUUGCUAAAGGUUACCAAUUUCAAAUUCCAGGCACCGAGCAUGUGGAUAUGUUUAGCCAGGUUCAUUCACAGCCAAGCUAACUGACAUUAAAAUCACUAACAAACAGAUUCUCCUAUGUGAUGCUGGAACUCCUGAUAGCCAUCAUUAUUAUUCAGAAAUGACUUUGGGGAAGUAAAAGUGGCUUAAAGAAUUGUCAUCUUGAGGCUCUCUCAGAUAAAUUAUGUUAACAUGUUGUAAGGGAGCAGACUUUUAAAGACCUGCACAAAUACGGAUCCUGCACUGACUUUGAAAAAGGCAUAUAUGUACUAGUGGCAUGGAGAAUGCUUUAUAUUCAUGCAUGCAAAUUAGACAACCAAGUACGAAUCUAUUUGUGGGUGUGCUAUAGCUUUAGCCAUGUCGUGGGCAUCAUUCUCUAAUAUCCACCUGUCCAUGGGAAGCUUGCUGCCGAAAAUGGUGGCCUGGCUCAUCUUCUGAACAUUUGGUUCAAAUAUAUUUUGGUCCUUGAGGCUCAAAAUUUGAGUUAUUCCCAUGUUUUGAAAUAAAAAGAGAGUAUCUUCAAAA
Molecule: messenger RNA, 2252 nt
Organism: Orcinus orca (killer whale)
Lineage: Eukaryota; Metazoa; Chordata; Mammalia; Artiodactyla; Delphinidae
Gene: NDP
Product: norrin cystine knot growth factor NDP
Exons: 3
Coding region: 805-1206 (133 amino acids)
Biological process (GO): Wnt signaling pathway
Source: RefSeq, a predicted model, not a curated record